GGGUGUUACAAGGCUAUCACAUUCAUGAAGAAGAAAUCUAAGGAAGGACAGGACGUUCAGAUCAGCCUCCUCAAGAACCAUCAGCCCGGUUGCAGGUGCAUUUCUAUUCUCGGGGAACGUCGGUCCAGCAUCCCGGCGAAGCCUCCGCCAGACGCGAAGCACCCCGUCGUUAUGGCUCUCAGCUCCUCGACUACGCUCCUCAGAUGUACCCGCAGGCUCGCCAGCAAUGCGUGGAAUGCCAUGCUUUCGGCGCAAGGUUCAACUGCGGUCCGUCAGAAGAGCACCAUCCAGUACGCGACGCGUCCUGACCUCCCGCGGCUGGCGUACCGUAAGAUUGCGGGCAAGAGUCCGGGCGUUCUCUUCCUGCCCGGCUUCGCCUCCAACAUGGGCGGCCAGAAGGCAGAGGCUCUCGAGGAGUUCUGCCAGUCGCUUGGACACGCCUACUUACGGUUUGACUACACAGGCUGUGGUUCGUCGGAGGGCAACAUGGCAGAGUGUACCUUGGGAACCUGGAAGAAAGACGUGCUGUACGUACUGGACGAGCUGGUGGAUGGACCGCAGAUUCUGGUUGGUUCCAGCAUGGGGGCAUGGCUCAUGCUGCUGGCGUCCCUGGCCCGCCCCGAGAAGGUCGCCGCCCUGGUGGGAAUCUCCACCGCUGCAGACCACACUGUCACCGCCUUCAACGCACUGCCUAUAGAGGCAAAGAAGGAGAUCGAGGAGAAGGGUGAGUGGACUGUGCCCAAUCGGCACGCAGAAGGGGGUCAUGUGACGCUGAGCCUGGACUUCCUGAAGGAGGCGGAGAAUCACCGCGUGCUGCAGAGUCCGCUGCCGCUGGCCUGCCCGGUCCGCCUCAUCCACGGCCUCAAGGACGCCGACGUGCCCUGGCACAUCUCCAUGCAGGUUGCUGAGCGUGUGUUAAGCAAUGACGUAGAUGUCAUCUUACGGAAACACGGACAGCAUCGCAUGACGGAGAAAGAUGACAUCAAACUCAUCGUCUACACUAUCGAUGACCUCAUUGAUAAACUCACAACGAUGGGGUGACUGAUCGAGCAGAGGCGCGGUGUACACCAAUGACCCUCAAAAGACUCUAGCUUGCAGCAACACACACACACACACUCUCAGAGACUGUUCUCAGAGCUGCCUGUAGACCAGAUGCCCACAUGCUUUGCUUCUGACACACUAGAUUAUUCCAUGCACACAGUAUAACAGUGUGGAUGACCAAGGACACACACUCACACUCCCAUUCUGAGGAUGACCUAGGACACACACACACACACACACACACACACACACACACACUCCCAUUCUGAGUAUUGCUCUCAGUCUCCUUUUCUAUUGGCACCAGGAUGGGGAUUCGUCUCUAGCCUUUUUUUACUGUUUUUUUUUAUUUGUUUAGUCGCAUGUUGCCAUGGUGAAGUUCAGCGUUCAUACAGACCCACUAACCCUACGGCUUGUGCAGGGAAAUCAUUUUGUUUGUUUUUUCCCUAGUCUUUCUGGGACGUACGUGGGGAUUGUGCGAUAAGUAAGUGUGUGUGUGUGUGUGUGUGAAACAUAGAAUGGGAAUGUCAGUGUGACACUAUUUGUGUGCUUGAAAAUGGUAGCAUGGCGGAGCAUGGCAAGCAUUUGAAUAGUUUAUCUUGGUGAGUGUGUGUAUGUUGGAAAGAGGCAAAGAUUUUAAAGACUACUGGUUACAAGGUUAUUAGGCAUGUAUGUACAAAAUGUCAAAUGCUUUCUCUUAGUACAGCGCACUACUGCUAUGUAAUAUCUGUGUGAAUGUAUGUUCACGCCUGUGUGUGUGUGUGUGUGUGUGAGCGUGUAGGCUAUGCGUGUGUGUGUGUGUGUGUGUGUAGGCUGUGUGUGUAUGCAUGCAUGCAUGCAUGGUUAUGUGUGUGCAUGUCUGUGUGUGCAUGGCUGUGUGUGCGUGCGUGGGUGUGUGCGUGCAUGCAUGUGUGGGAGACAGAUUUGAUCUGAUUGGUAAACCUAAUCAAUCUCAUUUGCCUCUAGUUUUAGGACCUGAGUGUGUGUGCUUGUGAUGGGGAGAGAGUCAGCGAUCAACAGCAUUGAUUUGAACUGUGUGUGUGUGUGUGAGUGAAACCGACUGACCUCAUUUUCAUUUCUGACUGAACAGUUUUGUGUGUGUGAGUGCUUUCUCACUUAACUGUUCAGUUUUGUCUGUGUGUGUGUGUGUGAGUGAAACCGACUGACCUCAUUUUCAUUUCUGACUGAACAGUUUUGUGUGUGUGAGUGCUUUCUCACUGAACUGUUCAGUUUUGUCUGUGUGUGUGUGUGUGUGUGUGUGUGUGUGUGUGUAUUCUCUGAAUGGGCUGUCUGUACUUCUCUAACUUUAUUUGUGAGUUUGUAAUUAUUAUCUCGGUAGUCCUCUGUGUGUAUUUGGAGUGAGACUGAGUUAUUAAUUAAAAUUGUGUGUGUGUGUGGGAAGUAUGUAUAAGUCCAGAAUUUCCCUAUCCGGUAUAUUGGACAGGAACUCAAGCUUUUAUAUUUAAUUUGUCAUCAUAUUUUGUAAUGUAAGAUUUGCUAAUAAAUUAUUUUUUUCUUUUGGUUCAGUGAAAAUGAAAAUGUUUGGUUUCUGCUUGUGUGUGAGUGUCUGUGUGUCUGUGUGUGUGUUUGAUUGAGGUAUGUUGUGUAUUGUAUUACUUAUGUCUAUGAUAUAGAUGAUUUCUUCUCAUAAACUACUGAGCAGUA
This is a messenger RNA of Alosa sapidissima (American shad), 2703 nucleotides long. RefSeq names its product palmitoyl-protein thioesterase ABHD10, mitochondrial-like. Gene Ontology annotation, cellular component: mitochondrion. The transcript is spliced from 6 exons. Lineage: Eukaryota; Metazoa; Chordata; Actinopteri; Clupeiformes; Clupeidae. Bases 25 to 1041 code for a protein of 338 amino acids. Gene Ontology annotation, biological process: protein depalmitoylation. The record is from RefSeq and is a predicted model, not a curated record. Gene Ontology annotation, molecular function: hydrolase activity, hydrolyzing O-glycosyl compounds; palmitoyl-(protein) hydrolase activity.